AUGUCUGCCACCUCUCUGAUGUUAGAGCUGUCCUUAGUAGACAGGAGUAGAAAGAAUGGGGAGGUCACUAUAUCCACUCUGGGAGCCUGUUCACAGGGUAGCAGUCAUAUCAUAUGGAUGAAGGGUACAUCACUCUUACCAGAAGUCAAAAAACACUGAAUUGCUCUUGAGGGUUUGUUUAGUAGGACAGGAAAACCAAGACCAGUGAACUCACAAUGCUAUGCCGUACAGGCCUUUUGACAGCUAGGAUGCAGGGCUGUCAUUAACAGGAGGGGGCUGGGGAUUUCCCUCAGCUACUAAGAACGGGGCCCCCGACUACUUUCAUAGGAAGAAAGAACAAAAACAGAACCAAAAAAAAUCUCUAGCUAUUUGAUUCACUCCCUCCUUGUUGUAUUUACCCGGCAACCAGGACAGCCCUGUAGGAUGGGAUAAAAAAUCAGAAAUUAUGCUGCCUUUUCAAGGCAGACUGUGUGAUAAGAAUGGUCCAUUAUGUGAUAAAUUAUUUGGCGCUUAAAUCCUAGACUGGCUUCGUUUGACAGCAACACCAUAAAUUGCCCAGUUACCUGUCACUUCAUUUAAAGGUCAGCUUGCUGUCUAGUGUCGUGACAGUUAUUGCUGAGGGUAGGAAAAAACCUGAUGGCUUGCUGACAUGCAAGUAGAUGUCUUUCCAUGGUGCUUAUUGAAAAAAUGUGUCACAACCCUUUUAUCUUAUUGUUUCUUUUUUAUCUGUCCAUUCCAAUGUGGUGUUUAAUCCAUUUCUGUGAAAUUCUUUGGUAAAUGAAUUAUGAUGACUUUUGCUAUUCUUGUGAAUCCAAGAUUGGCAAGUUAGCAAGUUAGACAAUGUUGUGAAUUGCAUGCUCUGAAAACCAUCUCCAUCCCUAGACUUAAGUCUUCUUUUUUUCCUGAAAUGUCUUUCAGGUCAGCUUUGUUUUCUCAGCAUUUUAUAUUGUUCCUUAUUCAACUGCCAGUUAGAAAGUCAGCAGUCUGCGCAUGUCUAGUCAUUAAUCCAGUUUUACACUAAUUAGCCCAUGUUCACUGUCAUAUACCAUUGUCAUCGGUAGUAUUUUAAUUCUAUACUAAGAAUUUGUCAGGAAUAUGUUUUAACAAUUCUAGUGCAAAAAUAGACUAUAUCUAGAUUAAACAAAUGCUUGAGGCAAGCAAUUAGUACGGUUUUCACAUUUUUCACAGGGCUCCAAAAAAGGCCCAUUCAGUUGGCCAGGAUAAGUAGAUUUUCUUGGUUGACUGAUUAAUUUUUAAGAAAGCCCAUUUGCUCAAUGGGCAUGAGUAUUGCAGGCAUCGGGCCAGCAAAUUGUGAGAACUGAAGUUCAAGUUGGUGUUGUUUGUUUGUUUAUUGUUGUGUUUUUUGAGCCCUGUUUUUGCACAACCUUAAUUGGCACAAAGCUGGAAGACCACUUUCCAAGUACUCUCAACAUUGACAUUAUGUUACAGGCUAUAGAUUUUGGCUUCCCACUCAGCUCUAGCCGAAGGAUUGUCUUGAGAGGAAAGUGGAAAAAAAUAUUCAAGUACAUGAAUUAAAGUGAACAUACACAAAUCACAUGCCACCGUGCAUGAAUUAAAUGUCUCUUUUGAUUUGAAGUAUACGUCUAUGUUAAUGAUGUUUUCUUAAGAGGGUUUGCCUUGAACAAAACUGCAGAUAAAAUUGUUCAAAUAAUUUACAUUCUAAGAGAGAAAGUAUACAAAUUGUAGAAAGCUAACAUCAGUAAUGAUUUUCGUGAGUGAAGUGUAUUAUUAUUAUUAUUAUUAUUAUCAUUAAAAAAAUAUAGAUUAUCAAAAACACAAAAACAUGAAAUUAUUUCCUUCUAUGGCUUUGAACAGAGAAAAGAAAGUGUAACUGUGCAUGUGUGCACAGGGUAUGACAGUCCAAUAGCUAGUUAGUCUGCUAAUAAAUUAAAUGUUUUCAUUAAAGUUUGUUCUAUAGAACUGUACGGGGACUUCACAAAGAAGAGUUUAAUCUUAUUAGCAACUUACAUAAUAAUUACGUUUUGUUGGCCAUUUGCACAUCAACUGUACCUAAGAUAUGGGUUGCCUUUAAUUCGAAUUCAUGUCAUCAGGUUAUUUAUUAUUAGCUUGAAUCACCUCUCAGAGAGUUUUAAAGCUCGCAGAGUGAAAUGACAAAUUAUAUAUUUUACUUAACAUAGUAGAGUGUAAUAUUGUUAGUGACUUUCAUUGUUUAUUUCUAUACUACGCUGUACAUGUACUUAAGAUCUGCAAUGUCUUUAUGUGUUUAACUAGGAAUAUGUACAUGUAAAUAGAUAUCUCUUUCAAAAAUUUAUGUCAUCAGGAAAGCCUUAAAGCUCACUGAGCUAGUUUGAUAAACUAUUUACAAAAAUAGUAAUAAUUAAAGAAGUAACAAUAAUAUACUCCAUGAGUGCGAUAUUAGUUUUUCUCAUGUAAACUCUCAAGGCCACCGUUAACAUAUUGUAGUAUGCACCCUGUAGCACAAUAUCUAUGAAAAUAAUGUUUAAUACAGUUUUAAUUUGCUAUUUUGUUUAAAAAUUGGAAUUGUUGAAGUUGUGCUGAAAAGAAUAUUGGCUUGUACUGUACAUGUAUGAUGGUUAACUUUGAGUCAAACUUACUGUUGUAAAAUAACUUUUCACGGUCAGAAUAAUUCUCGCAGUUCAAGUUAGUGCAGAUCAUUAAAGAUAAAUAAUACUAGUUUUGUCUCAAGUUGUCUAGUUACGAAAGUAAAGAGAACUUCUUUAUGGAAAAUACUGAAUCAUAAACUGAAGCAUGAAAUAUGGCAUCCUAAAAGUAUAGUUUUCUUUGUAUAAUAAAUUGCCAUGUUCAGCAUAAACAUGUUAGCUAUCACAGUAAUGUUUUAUUUUACAAAUUUGUGAGAUACACAAUAUUAUUUUGAUAUUCUGUAAGUAAUAUUCGAUUUCCUUUUUUCCCUAAAUAUUCCAUUGUUGACUUUGGACCUUAGCGAAAAUUUGUUUUUGGUUUUAAUGAUAAAUUGUCAUAUAUGCUGUGGUUUAAUUUUACCCAUGGUUUAAAUCAUAUUUUUAUUUGAUUCAGAUCAGGGGGUGAUAUGUAUCAUAAUGAGCUUGAAACAAAGACAAUAACAUCUAAACCAAGGAUAAAAUUGAACCACAACAUAUGUGCUACAGGUCGAAAAUACAUUCAUCUUAAAAUGUUCUAACCUAGGUUGAUUCUCAAUUUUCUUUCUAGCCCUAAUUAUUCAUGAAUUUGGGCUAGGAAAUGAAAGAGGGUUGAGAAUCAACCUAUGUAUAGGUUAAAAAAUUUUGACCUGAAUUUAUUUUUGAUCUGUACAUAUACAUAUUGUUAUUAUUAAUAUUGUAAACUGGAGAUCUUAUGUGGCUGGCUAGAAUAUUUUGAUGUCCAUUUUUGUGUAAAGUUCUAUUACAUGCAUGCGCUAUAUGGUGAAAAUGUAUUGAAAUAUUAUUUUAUUAUUAUUAUUUUAUUUAUACUGAGUGUAUUUUUUUAUCUAUGGUAAUAUUUUCUCAUAUUUGUAGCUUAUUUACAUACAGAAUGGUAGAUAUUGAUUGUCAGUGAAACCUCUAUCAAUCUUUGUUCCUGUCAGCCCUUUUAAGUGUACCAUUUUAAUCUCUUGAGAGCAGAGAGCUGCAGAGUGUGCACACUGCUAACUGGAUGGAGAUAGUGAGAACGUAGUUUUAAAUAAUACUCUCACAAUAUUGAUACCAGUGUAUUUUCAUGAUCUUUAUUUGCAACAUCAUUUCCAGGCCUUUGUCCUCUUCAUUUUUUUUAUUUCUCAUUAUUAUUAUUAUGAUUAUUGUUGUUAUUAUUAUUAUUAUUAUUAUUAUUAUUAUUUGUGGUAGUUAUCUGUUUUAUUAUUAUUAUUAUUAUUAUUAUUAUUACAGAUGUGUGAAAUUUGUAAACCUAUCCAUGAGCUCCCUUGGCCUUUUCUCUGCCAAAUGCUCCACGUUCUUAGACAUGAUGAAUGACAUUGGCAUUGACAAAAAGCAGCAACAUUAUAUAAUCAACAAAAUUAUAAAUAUAGCUAUUAGAUCAACAUAUUUCAUCUUUUGUUGUAGAAAUAGGAAUUCGGAUAGGUCAGACUUAACGCAAUUUUGAUUUUCUGUUUUUUUAUGAAUUGUUGUGAAAUUUUUUUUUUUUGGAUUUUUUAAAAUUUUUUUGUGAAUAAUUCAAUCUCAAACAGCCAAUAAGUAUUGUAAAUUGCCUAUACAUGGCGAGAUUUACGAUUGUACAUUCCAAAACAGAAAUAAAGUUUCCAUUAUUAUCAUUAUUAUUACAGUGGAACCCCGUUCAUACAGUCAGCAAUGGGCCAAAAAAUUUUGGCCAUAUUAAUGGGUGACCGUAUUAACGAGGGUUUUUUACAAAAUGUAUGGCCGGUUUUCCAGGCACCCCAAAAAAAGUGGCUGUAAUAAUGAGGUGGCCGUAAGGUAGGGUUCCACUGUAUUUAUGUCAUCAUUAUUAUUAUUAUGAGCUCCCUUGGCGUUUUUUCUGACAAAUGCUCCACGUUCUUAGACUUGAUGAAUGACAUUGGCAUUGACAAAAAGCAGCAACUUUAUAUAAUCAUGAAAAUGAUAAAUAUAGCCAUUAGAGCAACAUAUUACAUCUUUUGUUGUAGAAAUAGGAAUUGGGAUAGGCCAGACUUAACGCAAUUUUGAUUUUCUUUUCUUCUUCUGCUUCUCUUUGUUUUUUUUUUGAAUAAUUCAAUGUCAAGCAGCAUUUGUAAAUUGUCUAGACGUAGCACAACAAGAUAACAACAAAUAAAAGUUUCCAUUGUUAUUAUAUUCAUUUUUUUAUUCUUUGCUGUGCUUUAUUAUUUAUUAUUAUUUUAUAAGAGUUAUUUUAACCUUUGACAGUUGAGUUCAUUAUUUUGUUAAUUUUCUAAGGGCGCACAUCAAAUUUUUUUGUAGAAAAAAAAAACAGUCAUGACAUUGCAAGCUAGUUUACACACACGAUUCAAAAGUGCAUUCAAGUGAUUUAUCUCAGUUAAUUGUCAGAUUGCUUGGUGUUUUAGUUAUUGUUGUUGUUAUUGUUAUUGUUGCUGUUCUUUUUCUUUUUUUUUUGUGAAGACGUGCAUCAUUGGAAAUCAUUGUAACCAAUAUUUUAAAUAUGUAAAUAUAUCGAUGGAUACAUUAAAUUACAUCUUUGUUUGUUAUUUUGUCUCUUAAUAUUGGUUUUUUUUUUUUAAAAAAUGUCUUAGACACGAGGCAUGACUUGCUCAUGACUAAGCAAAAUUUCAGCUUACCUGGGAUAUGAUUUGCAUAUGGAACAAAAAAUCUGCUUUGAAAAAAUCUUUAACUUUGGUUUGUUAUUAUAUAUAUGUUGUUUAGUAAAUAACUUAAAGGUUGUUUUAAGUUCAUUGUGUCACUUGUCAUAGUCCUUGUUCUCGGGGUGGGGAGGAAGUUGUUUUACAGAUCGUGGGUCAAAAUUAUUUCCUCUGAAGUGGAAAGAAAUGUUAAACAAUUACAUGCAUAGCAACAGGAAACGCUAAACUGUAUUUGGAAAAACCAGGAAAUACUUUCAGCUCGGCCCUGUUACAUUAUUCCGGUUUAUUUUAGUUUUACAUCUUAUGAUCACGUUUUUUUCUUGCCAUGUGUAAGUUUAUUUCCAGUGAUAUCAAAAGAAUAUUUUUGAAGGGCUAGAGUUGUACCCGCAUGCGACAAGCGUGUAAGAACUGUCAAAAUGAAAAUGAUCUAUCAAUGACGUUUUCCGCAGUCACGUGUCCUUGCUAAACUUAAACCUCAUUUGUUAUGUGUGGCGAUGUCAGUGUAAACUUCAUCUACAAUGCCCGUGACUGAAGUACAGGUAUUUUUGAUUUGUUUUCGUCAUUUGCCUCUAAAAUUUUCCCCAGACCUAGCCAUAUAUUUUUUCAAUCCUUGAGGAAUAUUUUGAGUUAAAACAAACGCAUAAAUCGACUAUUUAGACGUGUAUUCAAUCAUUUCAUUUUUGUAGCAUACCAUGACAGAAUUACUGCCUAACUGACUUUAAAUUAUUGAUUUUAAUUUUCAGUGGAUCGGUGCCAGUUGUGGACGGCACAGCUCAUAUACCUUCUACAGAGGAUUCAGAUUAAUUGCCGAUGGAGUAGAGAAAAAAUUCUGCCUGGGAGAGUUUUAUUUUGUGAGGAAUUCCACAAAUCAACCGAUAUGCAUAGCUGAGCUACAAUUAGUUUGGCACGAUGCGAGUACUGACAAUCAACUCGCUUCCGCGAGACUUUAUUUCAGACCCGAAGAUACUCCGAUAGGUCGCCUUCCAAAUCACGGACAGGUAACUUUUUUAUAAAUUUAUUUUCCCGGCAUUUUAAUUUAUUUUUUGCGCUUAGAUUUGGCGUUUUGAAGUCCCGAAAAGAGGCGGUAGUUAACAAAUCUGAAAACGCUAAAAAUUUGUUUGUUGAAGUUAUAAUGCUUCAUUGAUUUUGUGAAGACGUUGUUAAAAGUUCGCUUCGUUACUGGGUUUAUUUUAACCGUUUAUGGCCUCAAAGAUUAAAAAAAUAACGCUUUUAUUAUUUUUUAACUUAUUUCGCAUUAAUUGUUAAAAUUUCAAGCCUUUACGAAAAGAAAUCAUAGCGCUAUAAAACGGAAUAUUUAAGCCCAGUGUGACACGCUUUUGUAGUCUAUCACUUGUGUGUCCUAUAUUUAGAUGAAUAUUUAUUAGACCUAGGAAAAAUAAUGUGCCUAAAAUAUUUUGGUUUUUUUAGUAAUGAUACUUAAGUUCUAUUUCACUCAAGUGUUACUUUAGAGAAAAACGGGUCGGUAAAUUGAAAUUUGGCCUUUUGUUUCUAUAGCGCAGGGCGAGGAAGUUAAAGAAUUCCCAUGUGCUGUUGAACUUCAUUAAAUUUCAUUUCUUAAUUUUAAUAAUGACCGAGCUGAUUUCAUGGUAUCUUAAUUGGCUCAAUAAGCUGUUUAAAAAAUUCAGCACGUUAGCGAGUUACUCGUUAACUUUUUCUGUGUGUUUUGGUUACACUGUAGCAUUUUAUAAAGAACAGCAUGGCCGUUUCUUGUAAUGAGGUUUUUACGACACCACUACGCAAUUUAUAUUCAUGAGGUCAUAUCAGUAAACAACGAUUUUAUUCAUUCCGCUCAGCGCACCGUACACACAAACCUAAUUUCGUUCUUCGAGUUAUAUGUGUAAACUUAAUUUUCAUCUAGCGACAUUUUUCACUAAUAUUUAAAUAUUUAAAUUAAACUCAAUAAUUUUAAGCUAUAAAGCAGCGAGCGGUGUUUUGACAUGAACAAUAGAGAUUGAUUUGCAUUUUCAGCGCUGCAAGUCAAAUUCACUCACGACGUUUCCGGUCAAAAGAUUGGAUUUCAGUUGGUUAAGCGUAUUUUAUUUUUAGCGAUUAUUUCGAUUUCAUUACAGUAUUUUGGUUUUUAGCAAGGCGAGUUGAAACCUGUUUUCGUGGUGCAGUUUCGACCAGAAAAUUAUCGACAUUGUAUUUGUUAAAAGAUGGCACCUACUAGUACCUUACGACAGAUGCGUAUUAACGAAACACAAUAGAAAAUAUUUAAAUAAAAAUAAUAACCUGCCUUUUAGCUUUAGACAUUAUGUUAAUCGGAUUUUUUUCCUCCCCUCUUUCUAACUGUUUUCGGUUCCAUUUCGUGGUCUAAAAAUAUUUAAUUUCAGUUUUGCACUGAUUGGAAUAAUUUGGACCCUUUUCAAUUGUUUUUCAAGCAUUUGGUUGGAGAGCGGUACUUGUAAACAAAUUGUAACCACAUGGUUUUGAUAUUAAUUAGAAUUAGAAUCUAUAGAUUGUUUUUCUAGAGUCAUUGUGACAUGGAAUAUUUUCCGUCUUCAGUUUAUAAACUGAUCGGUAAACUGAAUUGUUAAUUUUAAUUGAUGUCCAUUUCAAACCAAUGUUCACAUUCACUUGUAAAUUUUCCUUGAUUACUUUACCUUUCCAUCACGUCAUCUUUUAUUCAGAGAUUAAAGAAAGCUUCUUACCUUAGUGCUUUUUUUUUCAUUUUAGAUUCAUAGAGUACACUUUUCAUAACUGGAUCCAACAUCAUUUACUUCUUUUCUACAUUCUGUUUUUUUUUGUGUGUGUGGUAGAGCUGAAGACAUAUAUAAUGACCACAUCUGUUUUGUGUCUAGCCACAAUUCAGCAGAGUUUGUCAUUUAGUGUCUCCGUGAUCCAGCAUGCACAUGAUGAAAAGUAGCUUAAAAUGUGUCUUCUAUUUGUUUAUGAGAAAUUUUCAGUGGCGUAAAACCUUCAUUUUGCACUUUCUUUCCAACUGUGGAAAAAUAAUUAAAGAAUGAGUGGAAACGUUAACGAUAUUAUUAACUGUUCAUUGAAUUUUUAUUCGUUAAUCACACUGUGCUACUAAGCUUUUUGACAAGCAUAAUUUAAUUCUUGUAAUUGGAACUGUGAAAAUUCCACUGAUGAAGAGCUAAGCCCAAAACAAUAUUGGACAUUGGAAAAUGUACCUCACCAUGUCUGAAAUAAUUAUUUCAUGCGACUCCGAGCAAGGGUUAAAAAAACAGUAUUUUUAGGCCAUGUAAACUUCGGAAAAUUGCGUGUCUGAAUCAUCAUUUGUUAUCUCCAAGGUUAAUGGGUUAAAUUAAAUUGAGCAUUCAGCACGUUCCCAAGUAGAUGUCUUCCAAAAGAUGACUUAUCAUUUAUAUUGCUUUUUUCAGAUAUUUUUUGAAUAAUUUUGUUAAGUUAACCAGAAUAAGGUUUUUGCACCCUUUUAUCACCCUAAUGCACCGAUCAGUGUUUUCCUCUGGUCAUCAAAACAGUAUGUUAAAUAGUAAUAGAUUGAAAAUAGUUGUGUGUAUAGGGACUUCAAAACAUUCUGUUUUAUUCUUUGAACAUUUGAGGCAGUUAACAGCGUCGAGAAGUGUAUUGUUUUCAGAAUAAUAUUUCAAUAAUAAUUGCAAUAAGUGCUUGACACAGUUCAUCAUUUCAUGAAGAAAAAACAGAGCAAGUAAAUUAUUCCUCUACACUUGUGCCCAUGAAAAAGUAGCUGAUUUUUAUCGGCCUUGUGUUAAUCAAGUUAUUAUAUUUCAGAAGUAAGGAGAAACUUCUCGUUCAACUUGCGACGUGAGAAUGUAAAACUAAAAAUGGUACAUUACCUUAACCUUGAAGGGUGUAUGCAUUGUGUAUCUCUCUAAAGAGUUAUAGUUGUUUUAAAGCUGUGUUUAUCUAGCAUCUCUUAAAAAUAAAUUAGUGGAUCUACUUUUUUCCAUUUGUUCUGAAAAAGGGACAGUUUUAAAUACUGUUUCUGAAAAUGCAUUAACCCCUUAAGUCCUAAUAGUGACCUACAUCAAUUUUGUCCCAGCGACGACAUCAAUAGUUUUUCAAAAGAGUGGUUAUGAGAAUUUAGUUUAAUAGAUGAUCAUCAAACGGAAAAUUCUUUGAUCUUUUAUAAAUUCUCUCAACUAAUUCCUAAGAAAAUGUUUGGAGAUUAGCCAGAAGAAGUUAGAUAUGAAUUUUGGGACUGAACACCACAUCUGUACAUAACAUGUACAGCCUGAGUAGUGACCUUAGAGAGCAUAUGUAAAAUUGUGGGUUGAAUCUGAUUUUUGUCCUUUGUUUCAGCAGAUACGGUAAAUCUUUUGUACUCUUCAAAGUUAAAUCCCCUAUAACAGUGAUGACUGACUGUAUAAUUGGCUUUGCAAUUAUCAUGUUUCAUUGUUGUACAUAAAUUUAUAAAAAAUACAUCUGAGCCCAGUUGUUCGAAGGCCAAUUAGCGCUUAACCCGCGGUUAACAUUAACCCUGGUUUCCUUUUCUUGUUUUCAAAAGCAUUUUCUCUGAUAAUUUUCUCUGUUAUUUUUAGAGCUGCCAAUCAUCAACUUGUAGACAAAAAGAAUUGAAACUGAAAUGCUUUUUAAGCUUUCAAAUCUGGAUUCAAAUCUCACACUAACCCUGGGUUAUCUUAACCCAGCUUCAAACAACUUGGCCCUGCAUCCCAAAAUACUUUCAAUGCCUGUUAAAGGUUUUGGAAAAGGAAACUUCACAACUAGUCUUCCAGUCUUCUAAACUUCUAGUCUUGCCUUGUAUUACUAAUAGAACUGAAUAUGUUUACAAGAUUGUGUACCAAAAUUACUUGAUCAUUUCAUUUUUGCCAUGCUGCUUGCCUGAGUUAAAUAUUUUUGAGUCUUUUGUUGACCUCAUUCCUUGGUGUAAAUUGCAUGUGCCUUUUUUGUGGAGUGUUGAUAGCGCAUAUACUGAUCAGCUAAACAGGGAACGCUAACAAGAAAUACCCAGUCUGCAUUGUCGUUAACAACAUUAGUUACAGUAACGUUCAAAAUGUGAGAAGUGAUUUUAUCACCAUGAUUCUAAGAAGGGUACAGUCAACUCUCUCUUAACGGACACCUCUAUAAGACGGACACCUCUGUAAAACGGACACCUAGAGUUGGUCCCUGCCUUUCUUUACUCCCUUUAUUUGACUCUGUAUAAGACGGACACCUCUCUAAGACGGACACUUAGUGCGGGUCCCAAUGUUGUCCGUCUUAGAGAGAGUUGACUGUACAUAUCUUUCUAGUCACAGCAAGCAGGUGCUCCGUCAAACGCCAGCAGAUAGCAGCAACAUAAGCCAGCCAAACCUGUGUUAAGCAGCCUUUUAGUGAAUGACUGCCCUCCUGAACAGAUCAUUUGUCUAGAAGUUCUUCUUUUAAGAUCACAGAAAUAUUAACCAUUCUGGCUACUCGUAAAUUCGAAGAAAAAAGUUUGUAUCUGGCCAAAUUUUCUCAAAAUUUAAACAUACAUUGAAUCCUAGGUCAUGAGAAUAUUAAUUUCUGUUGUAGGUCACUUCUGUGCUAAAGUCAUUACUAAUAAGUGCCGUUAUAUCUAUACACAAUGCUCCUGUAGGGUUAUGAAGAUGGUUAUUCCACCAAAUUUUUUGCAAGCAUAGCAAAAUAGGUCAACUUUUUCAAGUUUGAAGGGUCUGCUCAGUCCAGGUUUUAGUGAUGUACAUUUUUUCUGGAAAGCAUUCAGUGCAAUAUUUCUAUACACUGAAUUGUAUGGUAUAUAUUCAAGUUCCCAAAAACAGCUAUUUUAGGUGGAUGUGUCCACGGCAACACAGAGAUGCCAUUGCCAUUUUUACAUUUUCUUAAAUUGUGAGAAAUGGAGACGUUCGUUUUUAAAGUUCUCACCAGGCUUCUAGUUCAUAUAACUCUCUUGAUUUUUACCAAUUUUAAAGAAUUUUCAUGAAAGCAGCAAUUGUCAUUUUCAUUUGUUUGAAAUUUUUCUUUUCUACAACAAAACAAAUCAUAAACGAUGCUAUUUACAUCUCCACAAAUAGACAUUUACCUAGUCUGUAGGAACUGAACUUUGGCUUUAAAUUGUCUUGAUAGUUUUUGGUAAUCCUGUGUAUAAAUAUGAUUGUAAUCACUUCACCCGAUUUCUAAGGAUGGGAACAUAACAUUAAACAAGAAAAUGUGUGUUAUUAUUGUGGGGAGCCCAAAUUUUCUAACAUAAAAAAUACAGGGUGCAAAGUUUAAGUUGUCCCAAAAAACAUAAGACUCUUUAGUCAGUCAAGGACAAAGGGAAGCCACCAGGGCUACUGAGGCUACCAGCACUGUCACAGCCUUCGUCCUGGAAUGUAAAAGGAAAAGCCCAAUAUAUUUGUCAAAAUAUCAUUUAAAGGCUAGACAUCGAGACUAGAUCAAUUUGAAUAGAUGCUUAUAUAAAGAUGUAAAUGCUGAUCCAAGAUCAAUAAUAAAUUAGCAGCAAAUAUUUACUUUUCAAACAUUGAGGAAAACCAAAAAUGAUUUAGAUUGAAAGUGAAAGCAAGAAUCAGGAUUAGCCUUUAUUUAUUGAUAUUUGUAAAUUAACACCAUUGAAAGUUGAAACUUAUUAAGUUAUUGCAAGUGAAUAAUAUGCCCACACAAAAUGUGCAUAUUUUCAAAUGAUAUUUGUAUCCAGAGUGUAGUAGUUAUUAUUUUUUUGCCAGAAAUAUAGUGCACUGGGCAGUGAUGAUUACUGUGCUAUAACUUUGUUAAUGCCAAAAACAAUACAAAAUUGUAUUAAAUACUGCAUCAGAAAAGUAAUGUGAUCAAUUUUGACUGGAUAGACCCACACAUAGCUCUGUUGUCUUUCUUAAAUCAAUUUUUAAGGAUCAGAAUACUUAUUUCUGUUGUGAGAGAAAACAAAUAUUAGAAUGUAUGGGGGAGGAAAUCUGUAUUUCUAAACAAGACAUCUGACUUACCUUUUCUCAAAACUUAGUGAAGACUUGGGUAAUCAUUCAGGUUUCCUGUGAGCCAUGUAGAGUCAUUUGUAUCAAUUACAUAAAUGUAUAUUUCAUUGAACUGUCUGAGAAACCUGAUGCCAAGUACAACAAAGUUUUGGUUUCUUUAGCUAGCCAUUUAAUCUGACCAAUGGAAGCGGUCAUGUGUCUGCUGGCUGGAUUACCAAUAAUGCCAUUAGAAGAUGAGCAUUUUGAGGUUUUUAACCUUGGCAAGGUUUUUAAGAUAACAUUGUAUGCUGUACUUAGAGGUCAAGGUAGCUUAUAAUUUGGCCAUUAAUAGAAAUAUGUUCUUUUUUUUGUCUCCUUUAUUCCUUGAUACUACAGUGUAGCACUAGAGUUAAACCACAAGAAAUGACUUUUUUUGUGGCAUUUAUUAUGACUGCUUUAUCUCUGCCGCAUGGUUACAUACUUUUGCCUGUCAGUGAUGUCUUAGUUUUUGCACAAAAAUGAAAUGUAGGAUACCCUGGAUUUCAUUUUAUUAUUUUGACUUCCUACUAUGGCAAAUUUUCCUAGAUUACAGCUUUUUAUGUGAAUUCUUAGUUGUAUCAAUUUUUGUUGUAGUGGGCAGUCAUUAAAUUUACAGGUCAAGGAUGUGCUCUUGAAAGUUGGCUUUACACAGGCAUCUCCCUGUCCAUUCCUCCCAAAUCCCCCCUUGCAAAGUUGAAAAUAAUUGUAUACGGUUGAGUUCUGUCAACAGACACUUGUAACAAAUGCUGUGGAUAGUGACCUCCUUCCAGGAUUAUUCUUCUUCUGAUAAAGAUUGAGCCUGGUGAUUAUGUGAAAAUGAUGAUUUUUCAGUCACAGUGACGUGGAAGAAAAAAAAUCCAAAUACAAUCGCAAAACCUCUUCGAAUGGCCACCUCUGGGGACGGCCAUUUUUUUGGCGGACAGUCCAUACAUUCACUCUUGUUUCAACCUCUCUACAAUGGCCGGCCACUUUCUUCUUUCCCCAAGGUGACUGCUGUGGAGAGUUUCAUCUGUACUGGCUCCCAACAGGGUCAAACCUAUGACCUUCUGGUUUAUUGUUACUGGGCCAGAUGCUCUACCACCAAGUUACAACAGACUCAUGAGAUCUAAGGCCUCUAAGCAUUGUAGGUUCAUUCCACAUUCUAGUCCUAGCGCUAUGUGGCAUGUUUGUCACAUAAACCCAGCUUAGUGGCCUUUGCUUCCUUGUGUCUCUUGGAGAUAGUUGUAGAGCAUCAAGCCCGGGUGUUGAAAAGUUGGAUAGUGCUAUCCACCGAAUAAAUCGCUAUCCAGUGGAUAGGUAUUACAAAACACUGUCACUGACUGGAAAAUCACCAUUAUAUCAAGUCUUUUUCUGUUUCCCAAGGGUGGUGGUGUCUGGUUUACAAGGGCUUAAACUGUUGUGCUUAACUCUGUCUGAUGUUGGCUGUUGAUCUUACAGGAUGAGCUACUCUAUGCUGACCAGAAAGUUGUCAUUAAAUGCCAUGACAUGGCUCGCUGGCAGGACUCUGGCAUACAGUGGAACAGCGGUAUGAUUCCAUUAUAUGAGAGUGACUUUGUUUGCAUUAAUGACAAAUACUAUCUGGACAGCCACUAUGUUGACAAGGAAAGAGAAAGACAGCUUAAAGCAUCAGAAUCUUGGAAAAGUGGCGAUCAACCACGCAGUCUUCAUAUCCUCACAUUUCCAGCCUACUGUCGUUACAGAGCUCUUAAGAGGAGACUCUUGGCUGGUGCUUGUUUAGCAAAAGCUCAACUUGUUGCUUUGGGUGGUGUGCUUGGAAAUCAAACCAGCCAAAGGGUCUUGUUCUGUAGAGAUAGCUUCCACCAUCCUCUCUUGGAUAAAUUUGAACUUGCUGGUGAUAACAAAGGUAUGUACUCUAUAUGCAUGCAUGAAUGUGUAGCCCUGUAUCUUUUGACUGACAUUGUGAAAUUAAAUAUCAAAUCUAAUUUAAGUGAUAAUGCCCUAGUAGUGACAGUGAUCUUGGCAGCCAAACAUUGCUGAAGAACUGAACUGCUGAGAAUAACAACAGAGUGUGAGACAACAGAGAGAAAGACAACGGAGCAAGAACAGGAUUUUUAAAAACUAGCCUCCUUGUGUCGUCACGCAAUGCCCUCCCCACCCCUCUAGCAAUCAGAGUUGCAUGACGACACAAGAAAUGGCUGUGUGGGAGACUACAUUUAGACCUGUGACCUAAACAAUCAACCCUUUCCACAAUCAACAGAGCAAGAGCAGGAUUUAAACUAGUCUCCUUGUUUUGUCACGCAAUGCUCGCUCUCCCCAUUAGCGUUACGUAACGACACAAAAAUGGCUGUUAGAGGAGACUACAACUGAUACUCAUCAAAAAUCUUUGAAACAGACACCGUCUCUUUACCUCUCUUUCCACAAUGUUCAGCCACGUGUAUUUAGUAGCACUGAGACGACUGUUAUACCCAAAUCAACAUCAUGGAAGGUGAAACGCGUACGUGUUUCAAGAUUUUUGACGAGUAUUGUAGAUUUAGACCUGUGACCUAAACCAUUGGUCAUUUUGCGUCCCCCUUACAUUGCUUACAAUACUUUUCUCUCCUUCAGCACCAGUUCUGAAAGGUAGACCAAGGAAGAAAAAGAACCUCCAUGCAGCACAGAACAGCGUUCUCAAGAAAAAACGACUGCUAGCAGAGACUCAAAAUCAUGUGACAAACGCACCUGCAGCGAAGAGAUGCAAAAUAUCUGAGCAAGAGGAGGCGGCAAGAUCGGACGUGUCAGAAAGAGUGCUAGAGAGAAUUAAGGUGCCGCCUGUGUCACCGAGAGCAGUACAAAACAAUGUCCCUCCUCCUCUAGUUAAGCCUAAAGUGCAUGUGACUUCUACAAAGCCUUCUGAUGUUCCUAAUGCUGUGGUUUCAAAUGCGCCAUUGACUAAUACAAAGGCUCCCCCACCCCUAAUUCCUUCAGACAGGCUUAAAGGUGUUGCUGUGACUACAGAAUUAAGUCAUGAGCAAGCUGACAUGAAGGUGAACGAGUGUUCCCGAACCACGCCAAUGCAAAAGCAGAUUUACCCCACCGAUGCAAAGCUCAGGAAAACUGAUCAGCUCAAUAACAAUAAUAAAAUCAACAGUGCUUUGCUGGUUAAGUCACAUUUGAGUGAUAGCAUUAAGCCGAGUCUGACAUCUGAUCCUCUCAAAAGUGUGAGUUCGUCGUCAGAGAUUAAAACUGGCAACAUACUUAAUUCGUCCGUGAGGGACAACCACGGUUCAACUCAAGCGCCUGCAAAAUCUGCUACAAAUACCAGCAGCGCAGAACACCUUAGAACGAGAAUCCCAGGAGUUCAGGCAGAAGCGCUUUCCAGUUCUUCCUCCACCACCCGACCAGUAGCCUCAACACAGGGAACUGUUGGGACUCAGUUGGCAGUUUCUGUCAGUCCUGCAGUGCGCACUCAACCUGUCGCAUCUUUGCCGCAAACAGUUUCCAGCGCACACACGAUUGGAUCAAAAACUUAUCAGCACUUGGCUCCUUCAGCAGAGUCUGUUUCAACCUCAGGGAAACCUAAUGACGGCUUGGGUACAGAUGCUGUCAGGGCAAGAGAUAGUAAAGAAAAUGAAGGACGAGAGUUUAGAUUAGCUACGGAAGGGAAAAGAGAAUAUGAAAAAUCUCAAACUGAGGAAGCUGUUGCUUGGAAAAAGAAGAUGAAAAGAUUACGUAUGCCUGGCAAUGUCAAAGAUGAGGUUAGUAUUCUUCUUAAUUGUAGGCAAAUUUAGAAAAGCACAGUGUUUACAGUGGCAACGGCCCUCGUAGAUCUAAAGACCGAAUUAACCAAUGGCAGAGGGGACAAGUUAAGCACCAGAAGUUGCGUUUAGUCCUUUCCCGCGCGCUUUCGCUUUCUGACUUGACGCUGCGUUGUCUUUGUUAAAAUUAUAUGAUCGCGAGCUCUCUUUUUUUCCUUUUGGAAGUUACUCCACGCAUAACCCAUGUGCUCGAGCCGCGUCGAAAUCACUUUUUGUAAUCAUAAAUAAAUAAAUAAAUAAUGGUAAUGUAGUUGUUUGUAAACGCGCUGGCUAGGAUGAGAACUUGAAGAAUUUUAAGGCAAAAGGUGGCCUGCCAGCAGUCAACUGCUGUUAGUGCUCGUGAUACAGCUAUUGGUGUAUAUUAUAUUCUCUCCCAAUGCAAUGAAUGCAUUCGUAUCAACUGUUAUCGUUCUGUUACAUGCAGUAGAUUUUUAGCCUGACAGGAUGUAAAGUUGGCGCCCCCAGUUUCUAAGUUCAGUUGGUUGAUGGCUUGAGACCCAUUAAAAACAAUACCUAUUCUAUAAUUCUCAUUUUGAGGGCCACCAAUGGAACUCGUGCCAUCUUGGUUUCACUGCUGAAGUCGUUGUUCAGAUGUGUAAACGCCGCCGCCCCCCCCCCUUCCAGAUCAAAGGAAGAUUUAAAAUGUUUUGUAGUAGUUUUGAGAUGAUUUUGUCAUUGUAUUUUUUGCAUCUGUGGACAAAUUCCUAUGGUGUUACCAUUAAAUGGACACCUUCGGGAAAAAUUUUCAAAGCAAAGUACUAUUUAAAUCUUAAGAAUGAACAAAAAACCAAAUUGUUGGUUUGGUUACCAUUCAACGGAUUCAACCGAUAGGGUAUUUGUGCCUAACUAACCCUAGUAAAGGAUAGUGUGUGUAGUGUGAAGGUAAGUUUUGUGGUUCCCUACGGAAACUCGUAAUUUUGUGUUGCGAGGGAAUCAUGAAUAUUGACUUGAGUUUUUCUUAUUUAUAUAUCAAUUUUGAAUAAUACAGGAGUAUGAAGAUGAGGACGAGAAGUACUUCAUGCAAACUCUGCGAGACUUCAUGAGAAAAAAUAACCAGCCACUGGGAAAGCUGCCGGCACUUGGCUUCAAAAAAGGUAAAGAGGCGAUUACCAAUUGAUUUGACAAGCCUGUAAUUAGACUGUCUGAAUCUUGUUUCAUUUCCGUGCGUGGAUAUUAAUCAUCACAUCUCAUCCGCGGCCGAAAAAUUGACUGCUGUUAUCAUGUUAACCACAAAAAGGUUAGCCUGCGAGCAGGCUCUCCGGGGCGCUCUGGCGCUCCGCUUCCACAGCGCCCCGGAGAGCUUACUCGCAAGCUACAAGAAGGUUAGCAAGAUAACAGAUAUUGUUUGACUUGAUUAGUGGGCUCCGUUGCUAUCGACGGGAGAGAAGUAGGAAGAAGGAUAGUAGAAUUUCUCCUUUCUCUCUUCUCUUUUCCUUCUCCACAUUUUUUUCACCGCUCAUAAUCUUGAGCCUCGAGCAGAGCGCUUAAUUUAUCGGGAGAGGCAGAAAACGGUACUUUGUCUGGUUUCUAACCAGGUGUCCCUUACGAAAGUGAGGACUCUUGCCAUCUCAUUUCUAACUGUUAUAGAUUAAGAAAUACACAGUUGCCGCCCUCAACUGGCCAAAGCGUAGAUAGUCUCAAUGGAGAGGAGGACAAAGUUGUUUGAGUUCAAUAGUUCUUAGAGAGAUAGAUAGUCAGCCUUCCACCAGUCAUAGUUUGUAAUUGGUUUUUCUCUUUGCAGUGAAUCUGUGGACAAUGUACAACACUGCCCAGAGAUUUGGAGGAUAUGAUGCGGUGAGUAUACUAUUACUUACUUAUUUAAAAGGAUGUGAUAUCGUGCGACAGACAACCUAGCGCUACUUUCAUUUACGUGAAGCCCAUGCGUUCCCCCCCCCCCCCCCCCCCCACUUAUUUUUUAGACCAAACCGAAGGGCCGAAUUUUUUUUUUGAGACCGGGGCCUGCCUUAUCUGAAGGUCUAGAUCCGCCACUGUGAUUUUAUCUUUCUACACACUUUACUCUCUGAUACUACACAGUUACAGCUCUUUAUCUCUCCUUUGAAGACCUUAGAACGAUUAACAUCAAUUUUCUCCAAACAAUAUCAAGGCAUAAUCAAGAGGAAAGGUUAGGAGAAAGACAAUCACCUUAGGGAAAGUACUUUCUUGAGGGAAAUGUAGGGAGAUCAUUCUGGAGGAUUUCUAAGGGGAUAUUCGGUCUUGAAGGGUUAACUAAAGAGUUAUUUUAUUUUCCCAGGUAACAAGCAAGCGUUUGUGGCGUCGCGUUUAUGAUUCGCUUGGAGGCAGUGCGACGAUUACAAGUGCUGCUACAUACACCAGAAGACAUUAUGAAAGGUAAAACCAUGGGCAUACUCAGCAUGACAUUCUCUAAUAGGCCAUUUCCGAGUCGCCCCAAGCCUCUGUUUCAUAGCGAAGUUAAGUAAAAAGCCAUGCCAUCUGGUAUGUAAAUGAUUUUUUAUCAUCAUGCAAAUGAAACUCAUUUUCACAAGCAAGGUUUUGCUCUUGGUCUUGUUUUGAAAGUGAGAGUUUUUGCAGCUAGGAAAUGGUCCAUUACCACAAUAACAUAUACUGUAUUUCGAAUUACUGCACGGUAACUGCGCAGCUGCUCCGUAGUUUACAAGCAAGUAUCUAUCGUAAUCAAGCCAGUAAUGUUCUGUUUAUUGAACAUAAUUCUAUUUUGUUCAUUUUGCGAAGCGUACGAUUUUCCUGCAGGGGUAUUCUUAAGGACCGUAUCUUAUCUCAGAAAAAGGCAAAGAAAAUCGUCCUUCAUUAAAACGUGACGUUUGGAAAUUUCACGUUGUAGUCGCGCAGUGAUGGGAAUGAGAAACGAAAAGUGACGUACAAUCAUAAGACAAAUUUCUUUUCUUUUUUACCUUCUCAUUGCCUUCGCCGUCGUGAUUGCAUAAGCUCCCUACUUCUUUAGUACGUGUGGCAUGUCUAUUCACAGCUGAGUUAUAUAGUUUAUAUUUGUUUUUAUCAUCCACGUUUGUAGGCUGCUGUUACCGUAUGAGAGACACAUACGAAGCCAACUCAAGAAACAGAUCGAUGAGAAAAAGCCCACCCCUGUGAAGAAGCCUGCUGCAAAAGAGGCUCCAAACAAAGUUGAGAAGAAGGAAGGACUUACUGUAUCCGCUAAUAGCACCCCAAAGCCUAGCCUGUGCCCUAAUACGGAAAAAGCAGCUACAGUGAAGCAGACUGAAGGAGGUAACCUAGCAAAAAUCCAGCGGAGCAACGCAGUUGUAUCUUCACCACCAGUAUCUCAUGUUAAGGUCAGCGUCCCUUCUGAUGCAAAAGAGACGGCUGUGAAAACAACGGAUUCAGUUCACCCAGUGCUUGCUGUUACAACAUCGGUCACCAGCAAACCACAUGAAGUCCCUAUCAGCUCUAUUAAACAUCACGAACCCACAACGCGAAAAGACGAGGUAAAGGUCACGGCAUCGCAACCUUUAGCCUUACGAACGACUAAAAGAGACGUGAUUCCAUCAGAACAGUUUCAGGCAACCUCUAAUCAACAGGUGUCCAACUAUCGAGUGACAAUGACGAGCAACGAGGAAGCCUGUGCAAGGACCAAUACAAUCUACACCAAGAACGCAGCUGCUGUGGGUGGCAACUCAAACCAACCUCAUCAUGGUGCUGCUCUUCAGAGGGUGGCACAUGAUGGAACCCCCCUGUCCUCGCAGCCCAAGAAGAUAAUUACUCCAGGUAGAGGAAGAGAAAUAAUCGACUUGACAUCUGAGGAUAGCCCUGCUCAGUCACAGGCGCGCAGUCAGUCUCUAUCUCAUGUUCAGCCUCCCCAGGCCAACCCUCUGGAAAAACCUCAAGUUUCAAGGCUAGUUAGUGAAAGAGACACUGAUGGAGGAAGACGGCACGCGUCGAAAUCACACUUAAGGAAAGAAUUCAACGAUGGCAGUUUGAGGUAUCAGUUGAACAAUGACGUUCAGUGUAGUAGAGAGAUGUCACCCGUCUGUGACAAGCAAGUCUACAGUAGUAAAUCUCAAGUGAAACCCAAAAUACCAACCAGUUCUGCGGUAACGUGGGUUGACAGCAUGGAAAGACGAUAUGCUCAUUCGCCCUCAUCAGACAGUGUUGAUGAGCAUUUUGCAGAGUGGCGUCGAAGGCAGACUAACAUUCCAGCGCAGAAUGUCAGCCAUCAAAGAGAACCAGGUCACCCCGACAGGAACAUGCUCAGAUACAAUUACAUCAAAGAAGAAAUCUGCCCUCCAGACUGCUCCUGUUUGCUGUCAGCGAGUAGAAAAAAUGACAUCUCGUCGUUGCCUCCUCCUCCAAAGCCAAAGAAAGAACACUACGAGGAAGACGUGCCUUUCCCUGGCAUGACACUCUACCCAGGAAGAUGGAGCCCAACCAUGAUAGCAGCUGAUCAUCCUGAUCUUUACUUCUCGUCACAUCCACCUCAUUUGCCAUCACCGCAAGACACGCUAGCGAGUCACAUGUGCACUGCAUCAAGGAUCUUCAUUCCAACAGCCCAGAUCUUUAGUCCCCCUUACCACUUAGGCUUGCCUCCAAUGGGGGGCGCUCCACUAAUUACAGGAACUGAUGAUCAGCUACACAUUCACCCACACCUUUUGAUGGGAUCGUCGUACCCCUGCACGUCAAACGCAAGAACGCCAGACGGUACACCGUAUUUGUACUCCUUCACUUAAAGAAUUAACCUACAGCUAAUCUCUGUUCACUGCAGUGCUGGAUCCAGAC
Messenger RNA from Porites lobata, 20606 nucleotides. Lineage: Eukaryota; Metazoa; Cnidaria; Anthozoa; Scleractinia; Poritidae. The record is from the annotation of a GenBank genome assembly.